AUGGCAAAGCUCGACACGAAAAACGAUCUGAACCGCGUUGGUUUGUUCUCAGAGCUUGGAUACAUUUCGAUUGGCGACCCUUACAAGCGACAAAGUACAAGUAAGUAGACGAUUUUCUCCAUUUUAAUCUGCGUAAUUUCCAUUCUAAGUGUAAUAAAGGACGUGAGUUCUGCUUUUUAGCUUUUGUAAAGCCGGACAUGGAAGAAAUGAUGGUCUUCGUUGUUGUUUUUACAAGUUUGUUUGCAUUGUCAUAACAUAUUGUUCUACUGUUAGGCUUUCGUGGACACUAUACAUAAUUUAGGUAGAAAACCUUUUAACAGAAGAAAAAGAAAAAUAUGCAACAACUCUCACAUCCUUGCACUGGUGGUCAUUGAAUCCCCGGUCGUUUUAUUUUCGUUUAUGCUUGACAAUAGAUCUCUGAAGAGACACCAUGCAGUAAGUUAUGGAUGCCUUGGAUAUACACACUGUGGCUUAAUAAAAACAAAAUCAAGAGCCAUAGGAAAAAACUCAGUCUGUACUUAAGACAUUACAGACCUCAAACCUGUAUCAGUAAAUAGUAAAAUUUAAUUGUAAUUAUGUUAAUUGGAGUGAUGAGUAGUGUAUUUGGCAGAAAAAAAUACUCUGAAUAAUAUUAUGCUAAUGCUCUUUGUACAAAAUUCCCACAGAUUUCAAUGUGGCAGCUCACAAAGGAAAACAGAUGCUUCCUGGGGGAAGUAAAACGAGAUCAGCACUUCAAGCAGGAUACUUUGAUCAAAAAUUCAAUAGAAUAAUGGAAGGUGAAGCAUUCUCUGAUCCAGUAAAGCGAAGACGACAACAAAAACUCAAGAGCUCAAAGCUUAACUUAGGAAAGGCUUUUGUUCCAAGCAAUGGAGAGAAACUACCGUAAGUUUUGUAUUGUCAAUGUAUUACAUGCAUAAUUUAGACAUCAAGUUUUGUUUUACUCUAUUUCAAACCAAUUAAAAGGGCUUGAAAACCAUUUUAAGGGAUUUUGCCUUCCCCUACUCACCCCCUCCCCCCCCAUCAUGCAAGCUGUUUCCCAGAAUCCCCUUUAGCUAGCAUGCCUCAAUCACAAGUUACUUUUGUUGAUUGGUUGGUUGAUUGAUUGGAAAAAUCAAUAAUUGAUUAUACAAAGUACAUAUUUCUGUUGAUCAAUAAUGCAAGAUCUACCUUAGAAUGAAUAAUGAAUUACCACUAUAAAUUUUAAUUUAUAGUACUGUAGUAAUUCAAAAGCUGGUAAAUAUGACGGAAUAGAAGGGAUGGGCAAGUGUGCCUGGGAAUACUGACAGAAACUUCAAAACGGUUGAUCAAACCUGAAAGCCUCCAUAAAUAAAGUGCUAGCCACAAAGUCUUGAUAUUGUAUAAUUUUUUAAAUUUGUCUCCAAGCUUCAAAACCUUUUUGCCAUCAGGACUCAGAUUGUAGAACAAGGAUUCAGUAGUGUGACCUGGUUUAUGGCUUGUAGUUUUUUUGAUUGCGAAAUGUUAAGCAUUGUUGUGUAACUUCCCCUUAUUCGCCUACUUCCAACCCUUUUAGGACUCUUACCUCCUACCUUAUCCUCUCCCACCUCCUGUGCCCCUGCCACCCCUAUUCUGUUGGGCUUCCACGGUGUUCUCCCUAAAUUUUAGCUCAGGAGGUAAGGGACCAUUCAUAGCUGGUAAGGCAGAAAAUAUGCACUCAUAUGCAUAUGAGGUGCACUUUCCUGGGGGCAGGGGGGUAGUGGAGUGCGGGACAUGGCCCCACCCUUAAUGUAGGGAAAUUUAUGAGCUUAAGUCUCUAAAACGUCAUUCCCUCAUUUUAAGACCUAUUUUACACUAAUCUGCCAUCCACAUGUUCAUUCAUUUCCUUGUGGCAUGUGAGAAUCGGAUUGGAUCGGAUCACAACUUGUGCGUUUCUUGAAAGUACUUCUUUAAUUUAGGAAAAUGUCAGGCCAUUGCAGGCGGUAACAAGUGUUGCUUCAGAUGGGAAAAAUUACUGGUUACCGCCUGAUGAGAAGAACACUGCUUCCAACCCCAAGGGGGGACAUGAAUUAGACAGGAGGCAUUUAAAGGAGUCUCUUAAUCAAACUUCACAUUGUAGGGGGGUGUUUUUUAGACAAGAAGCAUUUAUUUGAGACUUGGCGUCAUUAACAUUAUUUAUGGUACAUGUAUUUCUUGGUUGACAAUUAUUGACUGUCUAUAGUUCAGGGGCUGGAAAUCAUUAUGGAACAUUCAGUGGACCCAUCAAUGCCUUCAGUCCGGUUUCAAAAGGGAAGAAAGCAGCAGAUUCACCAGGAAAGAACUUCCUAACAAAUCCACCAAAGAAAGGAACCGGUUAUGGCUAUCUUCAUGUCACCAUUGGUGCCCCUCCAAAAUACAUGUCAGAUGCUUUUGAACGUGCCAGAGAAUUAAGAAAGGUGAUUGGAUGAUAUAUACAUGAAGACACUUCAAAAAAUAAAAUAGAGUUAUCAAUUAAAUUAAAUAUUACAUAACCAAUAAUACAUUAGUGUAAAAACUCGUGCUCUGUACUGGCAAUUAGCUGCAUUCCCAACUUCCAACCUUAGAUUUGUGUUUUAAAAAGAAAAACUAAAAAAAAAACAUACUGGAGUUUGCUGAAUCUUCAUGGUUCAUGAACUGUGAGCUUAAAUUUUACAUUGUAAGGUUUUCCACUGUAGUGUUUAUUAUAUUCUUUCAUAAUGACUUUGGUCACACUUUAGAGAGUUUAAUUUUGAUUUAGGCAAAAAUUUUCUUAUUACCCACAAAUGGUUGGCAUUAUUUCAGUCGCAACUGAGCAAAGUCGUGUCAAAUUUGUCACAACAGCAUCUUUGACAAUGAUGUGUUAGCUAAUAGUUUUGUAUGGAAAAGUGAAAAAGUGAACUUUGGUACAGAGAGAAAAUGUGGGUUAUAGAAAUUAAAGGUUGGGGUACUCCAAUUUUGUAGUAAUUGUCCCAGGUUUGUGACUUGCUGAAUUCUAAAAACUGUUCAUAAUAAAUACAUAUGAUUAACUGUUUUGUUUACAGAAAGAAAUGGAAGCAAGUUUUAAAGCAAGAAAAGGAGGACCAUAUAAACUUAAUCUCCACCCAAAAGCCUUUUUUGAUGGAAAUCCAUACAAAAGUGACAGACGUAAGUACUUUUCUUUGUCAUGACGUUCAUUGAAGGUGCUGUCUGUAGUGGGAGGGGUGUACUCCUAAUACAAGGUCAUGUAAUGGAGUGCAGGGAUUUCACAAAUUUAUUGAGGUAUAGGAAAAAGAAAAGUUUGGAGUGAUUGACCAAAAAAUGUUUAACACCAUCUUUAAAAGUUUCUCAAAGAGACUUUCCCAAUGGCUGAUCCACUGAUAUUAGUUUUUACAUUUUUUAUUAAAGUGGUUACAGUUGUAUGUAAAAGACAAGUGAGUAACACGUUUAAUUUCUUUGUUAUCAACCAAAAUGCUGCUACAGAGUGUUUCUUGCAUUAUACAGAUUUUUAAUCUAAUUUUUCUCGCCUCUUUUUAGCACUUCCACCACUGAAAGAAACAAGAAAACCACCAGAGGGCCUUAAACCUUUUAAACCUAGUUCUCCACCCAAAGAGGUUAGCAUUGUGUAAAUAAUAAUAAUAAUAAUAAUAACAUCAUCAAGCAUUACUUUUCAUUUCUCCUGCAAAUGAUCAAUGUCCCACUUUAUCUCUUUUUUUCCCAAGAUCUAGUUUAACCCUUUCACUCCACCAAAAACUUCCCACAUUUGAUUUUGCCCAAUGUGAAAACACAAAAAUUGUACAAUUUGAAAGAACUGACAAGGAGGUUUCAUUUGGAUGGUGACACCAUGAUAGUGUUUUGUCCAUAACCUAAAAAGUUAGAAGUACUGUAUCACAGUAUAUACUAAAUAAAUAGGACCAUGUGAAAAUACUGCUGAAGAGGUUUCAUUGAAAUGGUAACACCAUAGGAUUUCAUCCACAGACUCAAAAGUUAGAACUACACACUAAAUAAAUAUAGCACCAUGUGAAAGUACUGCUGAAGAGGUUUCACUUGAAUGGUCACACCAUAGGAUUUGAUCCACAGACUCUAAAGUAAGGACUACUCCACAGGGCUCCGUCAUUCACUCUGGGUGAAAGGUUAAAAUUACUAUGUAUUGCUUUUUCAGAUUGGUGGCAUGAAGGCUGGAUGCUUUGACAAUUAUCCAUCACACUCUGAAGAUCCUUACAUGGUAAAAAAGAAGAAAGCAAGUGACGCAGAAAAAAGAAUCUUCAGACCCUCACAGGGUCCCAAAUCAACACCAAUGCGAUCAAUUAUCAAUCAAAAUGUACACAGACGAAUCAACAACUUAAAUUUCAGGCAGCCUGUUACUGUAUCAAUUUAAUGUGGUAAAGAUUUCUGUUAACUUAAUCAUAGAUUAAUGUGGGUUAAAACACUUAUAAAUAAACAGUUGUAUGUAAUGCAAAACUUCUCAGUGUUUAGAAGUCAUAAGUAAACAACAUAUAAGGUUCUUUUAACAACUGAUUUAUUGUAGUUUUGCUGUCAUCCUACAAAUUUGUCCUACAUGUAUUUACACAUUG
This is a messenger RNA of Porites evermanni, 4502 nucleotides long. The record is from the annotation of a GenBank genome assembly. Lineage: Eukaryota; Metazoa; Cnidaria; Anthozoa; Scleractinia; Poritidae.